UCCCGACACUCCCCCAACACCAUAGGCGGCUCAGGCACCAAGAUGUCCAACCGAGCGCUCUGCCGGGAGGCCAGCCAUGCCGGCAGCUGGUACACUGCCUCAGGACCUCAGCUGAGUGCACAACUAGAAGGUUGGCUCUCUCAAGUACAGUCUACGAAAAGACCUGCUAGAGCCAUUAUUGCACCACAUGCAGGAUACACUUACUGUGGGUCUUGUGCAGCUCAUGCAUACAAACAAGUGGAUCCUUCAAUUACACGGCGAAUCUUCAUCCUUGGGCCUUCCCAUCAUGUGCCCCUCUCCAGAUGUGCACUUUCCAGUGUGGACAUAUAUAGAACUCCCCUAUAUGAUUUGCGAAUUGAUCAGAAGGUUUAUGCAGAUUUGUGGAAGACUGGAAUGUUUGAGCGUAUGUCUUUGCAAACAGAUGAAGAUGAGCACAGUAUUGAAAUGCACUUGCCUUACACUGCUAAAGCCAUGGAAAGGUAUUUGGAUUAUUUAAAACUGCAGAUAUUAAAUUAG
This is a messenger RNA of Protobothrops mucrosquamatus (brown spotted pit viper), 516 nucleotides long. RefSeq names its product mediator of cell motility 1 (gene MEMO1). The transcript is spliced from 5 exons. The record is from RefSeq and is a predicted model, not a curated record. The coding region runs from base 43 to 516 and encodes 157 amino acids. NCBI's taxonomy places the organism in Eukaryota, Metazoa, Chordata, Lepidosauria, Squamata, Viperidae.